AUUAUUAGUCCUAUACCUAUUGUUGUUUUGUUGGUUUUUGAUAGUUCACUGUUCAUCCAUUCCGCUUACCACGAUAUCUGAGAACAUGAACGUUAACAUGGCCGAAGUUGGACAGGUAACAAUAAUAUGAUAUUAAAGGACCAUCUAAAGGAAAAUACAUUUUUUUUAUAAAAUAUUGUAAAACGAAAAAAAUAAUGAAAUUUGGUAAAAAUUGCAUCAUUCCGUUCGGUUAUUAUCGCGGUAUUAAAAUGAUGCGUGAUGUCACAGGUUCCAUCGAUUUUCCACCCGCUUAUUUCAAUACAAUCAUUUCCUAGACGGGUCUAUAAUCAUAUAUAUUUUAUAUAGGUAUUAACUUAAAAUACUUAAAAUGAUAAGUGGCUUUCAUAUUAAAAAAGCUUAGAUAUUUUCCUAUAACCUGAUACAAACAGUUCAUUAAAAUAAUAAAUGUUAAAGUUGGUAUUUUAUUCAUAAUAUAUUUAUAUAUCUUUUUGUUUGUUCAUAUAUCAACACAGACUAAUAACAAUGCAAAUGCAGUUUAUAAGUUUUCUUAAAUUCGUUUUAUUUCGUUAUCUGUAAUCAUUAAUAGUAGGGUAUUGAAAUUUUUUGCAAAAUAGGCACUCUGUGUCUGCAUUUAUUAUCAUACGUCAAAUGUUUUGUGUUUUAAAAUGUCUUUAAAACUGUACAGUUUUGAGCCAAAUGUUGGUGAUGGAGUUGAACCCAAUUAUUCUAUAUCUCCUAUUUUUACCUGAUAGGAAGAACCCAAGUAGAAGUAAUUUUGUGUUUCCAAAAAGUUUAGUUCAGAUAGUAGGAAAUACAUUAGAUUUUAAUCUGAUCACUACUUUUGUGUCUAGCGUAAGUUGUUUAUGUAAUACAUCAAAAUCAUUGAAAUUGUUACUUUUAAAAUGGGACAAACAUAUUCUAUUUCUUUUUACUGGUAUAAGAUGUUUACGUUUACAAAAAUUAAAUAUCUUUGUGGACAUUUUUCCAUGCUUUGGAAACCUAUAAAAUGGAGGUUCUUAUUUUAUUUUUUGUUUCUAUAACACGAACAACCAAAAACCGAACACAACAUUUUAUGUUUAAUAAUUAUUAUAAAAUGUAAAAGAAAAACGAAGACGAACCAUAGAAUAUUGAUUAACUUUCUGCUGUUGAUACGAUUUCUGUUCACACUACGAAAUAGGUAUAUAACUGAUAUGUAUGAUAAUGAAUAGAAAAAUAUAUUUAUACAAAUUGUGUUGGUACGGAUAACACAAGUAUCUAAGUACUAACGAUUUAGUUUUUAUCUAUUGGAUAAUCCUUUAACAAUAACACAAUCACACUCAAUUACAGAAUUACUUAGUUUUACUGGUUUUACAGUCCAUAUUAUAUGGGUAAAUAUAGAUUAGUUAAGAUACAAUAUGACAUACAAAAAAAAAAAAAUCUUUACAUAUAUGAAAUACAAUUAAAAAGAAAUAUAUUUAUAUAUAGGUAUAUAUGAUUGUACUGUUUUAUUUUUGUGUGUAUUUUUGAUAGGAUGAGGAGAAUGCGGAAUAUGGUGGUUGUGAGGGUCCUGAUGCCAUGUAUAUAAAACUGAUAUCCAGUGAUGGACAUGAAUUUAUUGUGAAAAGAGAACAAGCAAUAAUGUCUGGCACUAUUAAAGCCAUGUUAAGCGGUCCAGGGCAGUUUGCAGAAAAUGAAACCAAUGAAAUAAACUUCAGGGAAAUACCGUAAAUGGUCAUCACAUAAAUGUUUAUAAUAGAUGUCCUAAUAGUAAUUUGAUUGUUGUAGCUCACACGUUUUGCAAAAAGUCUGUUUGUAUUUUACUUACAAAGCUCGUUAUACAAACAGUCCCACUGAAAUACCAGAAUUUCCUAUUCAACCACAGAUUGCUUUGGAAUUACUUAUGGCAGCUAACUUUUUGGAUUGUUAAACUACUAACAAAAAAACUGGACUUGGAAAACUUGGAAAACUUGGACUACAAAAAAAAAAAAAAAAAAAACUUAACAUUUAAUAUGUAUAUAAAUUUUACUCUUCAAAUUGCACCUACAAUAUUUGUUUAUCCUAAUAACUCAUACUUAAAAAUUAUAGUCAAAUUGUAAGUUGUAACUGGUAUAAUAAUAUAUUAUUAAAUUAUACCAUUUAUAAUUAGUAUCUAGUAGCAAUUAAUAUUUUAUUCAAUAUUUUUUUUAUAAUUGUACGUAAACAUUUAAUUUAAUAUUCAAUUUAGAUUUCCAUAUAUUAUAUUACCAAAAUGUCAUACUAUAAGUUGAGAGGAUGUACUUGGCUACCCCAUAUCCCAUACCUCUUUUCCUAUUUUGGAAGAAAUUAAUUAAUUUCAAUGCUAGCAAAAAGUGCAUUCUCCUACUGAGUAUUAAUAUUUUGUAAUUUAUUUCAAUAUUCAUUACCAAC
Cinara cedri is the source of this 2385-nucleotide messenger RNA. NCBI's taxonomy places the organism in Eukaryota, Metazoa, Arthropoda, Insecta, Hemiptera, Aphididae. The record is from the annotation of a GenBank genome assembly.